Messenger RNA from Bacillus rossius redtenbacheri, 24473 nucleotides. Its product is annotated as oocyte zinc finger protein XlCOF6.1-like. Bases 499 to 1536 code for a protein of 345 amino acids. Lineage: Eukaryota; Metazoa; Arthropoda; Insecta; Phasmatodea; Bacillidae. The transcript is spliced from 3 exons. The record is from RefSeq and is a predicted model, not a curated record.
CCCUUUCACAAGCUCCGCCCAAGUGACCGUCAUCUGCGAUCGGGUUCUGCGCACAUUGGCCGUGGUGUUGUUCCAGGCAAAUUCUGAACUGAUACUAAAGUACUUCAAGUGUACUCGUUUGCCGUACCUGAUACAGGCGCGUAUCAGUGACAAAGUAUCUGGUUGAUAUUUAUCGACCCACCACUAGGUCCAACGUUUUCUUAUCAGCUGAUGGUGUUAUUAAGUCAAAUUAUGCUAUACGUCAAUGGUAAUAAUUAUUUUGGACAAAUGACAAAUAUAGAAUUUGGUGCUAUGCUUUACAUGUUUUAUAUAUACAAUAAUUACCGUUUAUUUGUAAGAAGUGUUAUGCAUGUUACCAGGAAUUCUUGGAAAGUUGUAUGCUAACCUGUGGUAAUGGCUCUAGAAGAAUUCAUCUGGAGAAUUACGUGGCUGCACACUUGACACACUGUUAUUUAACCAAAAUCAUAAAACUUUUAGGUGCAGUUGGACAGUAAGGCCAUGGAAACAACUGAACUUGAAAGUCAUAGUUCCGAUGAUGAUCCUGGCGUCGAUACAGCAGAGGAUCUCGUAGUGUCCAUCGACCCAUCAGCCGUUGGUACGGAAUUACUCUCUGAGAACGCACCAACUGUAACUGCCCAGAAAAAUGGAGACGUCAUAGUGUAUCCUUGCACCAUGUGUAACAGGACUUUUCCUCUUGAACAGUUGCUUAUUCUCCAUCAGAAAAAUCAUUUGCGGGAAAGAAACUACACUUGUAAAACGUGCAAGAAGUCAUUCUUUACUAGUAGUGACCUAUUGAAACACGAAACUGUUCAUUCUCAGGAUAAGCCAUUUAUUUGUUGCAUCUGCAAGAAAGCGUUUUCUCGCAAGAAUCUCUUGCGCAGGCAUGAAACAAUACACAAGGAUAACGAAAGGCUGGUGUGUUCAGUUUGUGGAAAGACCUACCUGGCUCCAGACGACUUCCAAAGGCAUGUGCAAAUACACCGUAGAGUGAAAUCCUUCACAUGCGAGUAUUGCGAAGCAGGGUUCAUGAACAGGCAGACGCUCGAGAAACAUAUCCUGCGGGUCCACAGCGAUGAAAAACCGCUCUCUUGCGACUAUUGCAGGGAAACGUUCUUCACAAACACGGAGCUGAUGAGACAUCUGGUUAGCCACGCAGGUACCAAACCCUUCCCAUGUCGCCUGUGCCCCAAGUCGUAUGCCCUGAGCCACCACCUGACGAGACACAUGCGUACGCACACGGAUGACACCACGUACUCGUGCCACACAUGCGGCAAGUCAUUCUCUCGGCGUGACUCUGUCAGGGUCCACAUGCGUGGCCACACUGGUGAGAAACCCUACCCAUGCUCAUUAUGCUCCAAGGUGUUCUCCUCAAACACUCAGCGUAAUCGCCAUCUUAAAACCCACGCUCCAACUAAGCUGUUCCCAUGCUUGGUCUGCUCAAAGACGUUUAACCGCAAAGAGCAUUUGUUCAAACACAUCAACACACAUACAAAGGUUAGGAAAACUGUGCAGUUUGCAGAGUUAACGACUCACUAAAUGUUAUAGUUGUAUUUUAAUUUAGAGACUGUAGACUGAAGUGGGCAUUAUGAUCUUUAUUAUGUUCUGCACAUAGAAAAAGCACUUAAUCAUCAGCAAUUGUUGAGAUAUUAGAGGGGUUGUGACAGACAUAAUUGAUAUGGUUAUACUAAAAAAAUUAUUUUAAUAAUUGAUUUUUGAUUUUGAAUGCAGAAUCUUAGCCUGGUAGCAAAGUACAUUGCUACAAUUUUGAUGGAGAUUUGGUUGACAUAAAGUGCUUACUUUUUGUUCAUAGUGUAAUGUAUUGUUCUAACAACCAUGAUUAAGGGGAUUGGUGCAGGACAAAAAACAGUCAUUCGUCAGAAUUUGUUGGAAAUGAGCUUAAGUGUUUUAUAAAUGCUUGUUUAUUACUACUGUACGGCCAGCCAGCACGUAUAUAAGCUAGCGGGUGAGAUUUGGCAAGUUAGUGGCGAGAGAGCUUCUGUGAGGGGAGGUUGUCGAAUGUUGCAGCUCUGAGGCCUGCCAUCUAGCGGGAAUCUUUCGAAGGUCUUCCACAAUAUCGCCUUUCUCUCUCUCUCUCUCUCUCUCUCUCUCUCUCUCUCUCUCUCUCUCUCUCUCUCUCUCUUUCUUUCUCUCUCUAUCUCUCUCUCUCUCUCUCUCUCUCUCUCUCUCUCUCUCUCUCUCUCUCUCUCUCUCUCUCUCUCUCUCCAACACGGACACCCAACCAGCUCUUAUCUUCGCUUCCCAUCUCGCACUAUCCUUCUUUCUCGGAUCAGGUAGCCGCCCUUCCCCGUGUAGACUUUCGUGUUACUCCAGGAAACCAAGACAACCUGUGAAAAAUUUGUCCAAAGCUGAAUUUUUGUACUGUGGUAGAGUUGACUAUGCUUAAUAACAUACCGAAAGUUUACCGCUGAAGACCUUGUGCGUUAUCACCGAAAAUUUGCAUUUAAGUCCUAGGUGACAGCAACUUGCAUCAGUCCAUUAAAAUGCUACCCAUUUAUACAGUUUUUAAUUUUGACUGUCCGUAAACUUACCAAAAUAAUCUAGAAACUGUAAUACGCCCAUUAAUGUUAGAAAAAAUUUAAAUUUUUAAUAUUUAAGAUAUGAUAUAAAGCGAUUAUUCACGACAUAUAUUUAUUUUAUCUUUGCCACCCAGAUAAAAAAUACGAUUUACACCGAUUUGAAGAGCCCAAUAAGAAAAAAUAUCUAAAUAAAUGUUUUUAAUUAUACUUUUAGCUUUAAGAUAGUAUAUUUAUAAAGAGUCUAGCAUAAUUAGUUGCCUCAUUAAAGCUGCCCAAGCGUUGCAGUGUACUGCGGCCGUACUGAUCUUUCACGGCCGGCGGGCUUUGAAACACGCUGCGUACUGCGACACUCAAUAAACUUGGUCUUAUUUAGGAAUUACUUAAAAUAUAUUUAAUGCAUAUGAUAGGGUGUAUUCAUGUUACAUCUAUUGAGAUAUACAUAUUCUUUUUUCUUAUAUGAAUGAUUUUUGAUACAAUAAAAUUAACAAUAAACAAUUUCUGCUUGGAACUUGUAAAUCAAAAUUCUAGAGGACCUCUGGUUUUAUAUAAGUGUGUUCGUAUUUUGUUACAAAAAUUUUAUUAUUAAAAAAUAUUUUAAUACCAAAAAAUAUAAUUAUUUUUUAUUUCUAAUACAUUAUAUUAUUUUAGAUCAGAACUGUGCAACAUUUUAAUGUAGCCUAUAUUAUAAAAUAUAUAUAUUUAAUUAUAUGAAAUUAGUUUACUACAUAACAAUUGAAGAAAACGAUACACCGUAAAUGUGCUUAUUGAGUUUUGUCACUUUUAUAACAUAAUUCGUAUGAUAAUAUUAUUUUUUUUCCAGAAAAUAAAUAAAACAUAAGUUGUGUUGUAAAAUGUAUUGAUAGAAUUACAUAUUUAGUAUUUUUUUUCUAAGUUAAUUCAUUGGAGUGCUGCGCCUAGCUUACUUCGUUGAAUUGCUAGUGGCAAAGAGCGGUGGUGGAUGUUUUUGCAAGAGUUUGACCGUAUUUUAUGACCCCAGCUGUGAGAGGGUGUUCGUCCCAGAAAUCUUAACGGUCAAGGAAAAUAGCCUUUCUCUGGCUGUAGUCACGUACGGGUCUGCUACUCGCGUAAUAUCGUCAGUUUAUCACAACUUUCCGGGAAGUUCUAUUGUUAUUUAUUUAUAAUUUAGAAAUUAAAGAGUCGAUCAUACUAACAUUUUUAACUAAGCAAAUCGCAUCCUGGAAGAUUUUUAUCUACGUAAGCAGCAAAAAUCACUUGCAGUUAGGAAACUUUUAUUCUUUCAGAGUAAAAUUCAGUCUGGAAUUACCAUACAUUAAAAACCUUAGUUUUCUGGAGCAAAAAACGUCCCAGCACGAGUGACUAACACUGCUGCACACACACUACGCAUCUUGAAAUACAUCAGUGGUCAGACUAUUGUACCAGACACUCAAAAUAUACACAUUUAAACCUUUAAAAAAAAACACACACAGACAAUAUUUAUGAAGUGAUUUUGACGCUACACUCAACAUAUUUAUGUAACAUGUAGUCAAAUUUCUAUAAAAAAUAUAUUUUUAUUACCUUUUAUGAUUAAAAUUACCAAUUUAAUAAUAGGACGUUUAAACAUUGAGGUGUUUAUCACAGUUUCCAUGUAGGACAUUCUUUUAUAUUACUUUGGUGCCAUAAUGAGAACCGGCUUAAAAAAGUAUUAAAGUUAUUAAAUUUACGAAACAUUUUUGUGGAUCAUUGUAGAAAUUAUCAUUAAGGACUCAACUGCUCAUUAUUGGUGUGAUCACCAAUGUUACUAAGAAAUGUUCAUUCUACUACUGUACAAAAUUUUUGCUUUGGGAUAAUUUUCCAUGUAUUAAAAAUUUUUGUUUCUUAACAGCGAAAUUCGUCCCGACCCGAGCCUACUUCGACAACCUCGCAGUAGUAUACACUACGCGGCUCGGAUCGCUUUAAUGGUCAGACUAAUUGUAUGAGACACUUAAAAAAUAUACCAAUUUAAAGAUGAAUAAAUAUGCAACAACGUUUAAUCCAAGCGAUUUCCACGUUGGGCUCUUUAAGUUUAUGUAAGAUGUAUUUAUAUUUCCUUAAAAUUGAAUGAAAGUGAAUUCGUGAACUUUCAUGAUUUAAAAGGUAUAUUUUAUAGAAACAUGUUAAAACUUUGUGCUUUUUAUCACUAUCCUCAGAUAGGGCAAUGUUUCUAGAUUAUUUUGGGUUCCAUACUGACGGUCUACUCCAUAAAGUGCAUUUGCAAUAUCCAUUAUUGUGGAUCGUUGCAAAAAAUUGUCAUUUUGGACUUAACUGCCCGUUUUUGGUGUGACGCACAAGGUUUGCGGCAGUACUUAAACUUUUGACGUGUUACUAAGAAAUUUUCAUUCUACUACUGUACAAAUUUUCGGCUUUGGGAUAAUUUUUCAUGUAUUAAAAACCUUUGUUUCUUCACAGCGAAAUUCGUCCCGACCCGAGCCUACUUCGGCAACCUCGCAGUAGUAUACACUACGCGGCUCGGAUCGCUUUAGUGGUCAGACACAUUGUACCAGGCUCUCAACAAAUAAACUAAUUUAAAAUUUAAGAACUAAAUCAUGAUCGUAAAGUGGCCGCCAUGGUGAUUUGCGAAUUUAUGGAGAAAUAAAAGCAGUUAAAAUCUUAUGUAGUUUCCAAGAGACAUUAUUACAUCACCAAUCAUCUAAAGUAACAGGUUUACAAAAUUUCAACAUAUUCAGUAACUAGUCAGUUUUUUUUUUCAAAUGUGUUAGUAUUAACAAUCUGGACCAUAUCUAGUCUGUGAGGUCUGUAUUGUUACAGACUAUCUGUAUUCCGGUAUUUGGAUUUUGAAGCUACUUAAUGAUUCGCUUUCAAUGUCUAUUAAAAUAUACCUAAUGCUAAUUGCAGGAAUAUUUCUACUCGAUUUCAAAGUUAUAAUUCCUGAACAUUUGUAGCAGACACAUUUCAAUGUAACACUUACUGAUUUUCGAGUUGUGUUGAGGUUUCACAUGCGUGGCCCCUGCUCUGGUAACAAUGAGUCAUCACAACCGGUGCCGUCUGUACGAGCGUCUUCACAAGUUAUCCUGAAAUAUGUUCUUAAAUAUUAAUUCAAGUGAAUUCUUAAAAUCCUACACACCUUAUCUUAAGUGUCGUAAAUGAAUCGUUAUAUUUUAUAAAUCCAUAUAAUAUAGGAGCCAUAAUGGCGCGAAGCAAUGGACGCGAUACAAAUAAUAUUUUUUUUUUACCAACCACUACAUCAGUAAAUAUUUGUGGUUUCCAUUCGCUAUGAAUUCAAGCAUGUAACAUGUGUACUGUUUCUUCAAUUCGGCCACAGUUAAAUGGGAGGCUCUGAAUCACUGAAAACUCCUCAACAAAAUCAACGAUGAAUCACAGGCAUUACAACAAACAGUUGUCACAAGUCAAGUAGCCAAUGAGCAGGUGACAUUUUUCGAGUUCGUAGAGGAUUGUUGAGACUAUCCUACAGGUCAAUGGCAAUGCGCCCUUACGCGCAUGGUUAAUACCCCGCAUGAGUAGAGUGUAAAGGCGUAAGCAUGAGACACAUCUAGGUCCUCAUGUAACCGCGCACACUUAGAUUUAACUCAGGAUAGGGUGAAAAAUAUUUACUAAUUUUGCAGUCCUAACAGUCACCAACGAAUAGCCAGCAUAAUAAAUAAAUAAGCUCACGAAUAUUGUUCGUGAAUGAAGGCGAAGCUGAUACUUUGGAAACGUUACCAGCAGAUAUUAAAUAAUUUUUAACUAUUAUUUACGUAGCUUACUUCUUAAAACUGCAUUCGUGUAAACUGAUUUUGUGUGAUACUAUGUUGAGUGUUUUCUGCUACACGUAAUUUUCUGAAAAAAGUCUAUUGUGGCUUAAUAAACUUGUUAACAUUGGUGCCUGUCAUAAAAAAAAACUCAAACGUAAUUAUAAGGAUACAUGUUGAGUAUAGUUAAUGAAUGGUUCACGCAUUGCUGAAAAAAAAAAAAAAAAAAAAACAUGUUUAAAAUUUUACACAUCUUUUUGUUGUCGCAUCGCGUCCAUCGCGUUGUACAUACGCAACUCUGAAAAAUAAAUAUAUGGUAAAAAAAGCUAUAGUAAAAUAAUCUUGUAUCUUUCUUUAUUCUUUUUUCUAAGCGCUCUAAUGGCUUUCGAUAGCUUUGUUCUUUUGUGUACGCUGCUUGGUGGAGGUUUCUUCUGCAUUUUAUUCCUGAAUAAAUCUCACGCUUACAACAAAAAACAUCUAGCUAAAUCACUGUGCUAAAUAAUAACAGAGAAUAACCAUUCAAUUAUACGCCGAGCUAUACCAAACACGUUCUCUUAUCUACUGAAAAUGAGUACGUUGGCCUUCAUAUCAGUUUCCCGCGAAAUCCCGUCUCCCCUUCGUAAACAGCAGACAGCUGUGGCUGGGUGGGAACGAGCUGCAAAAAGUUUGGAAAACUGUCGCAAGGUGUCACUACUGUCCAGCGCGCUCCAUAAUUCCUCGUAUCCGAGCUUGCACGCUGCUCAAAUUUCUACAGCUACAUUUUUACUUUAGGUCCAACUGCAAUAAGCUAAAGAUUAAAAUAAAGUCAAUCAUUCAGCCGACAUAUAUGUAGGCGUUUGAAUUACAAAUGAAAACGCGAAUGUUAUUAAAUUCGCAAAUGAAUAUCACGUAAUUUCGUAGCAGCUUAUUUAUUAAAAUUCAAAUUGUAAAUACGUUAAAUUAAUAAUGAUUACAGAUAAAAUAAUGGCCACAGUCAUAUCUCCCGUGUCUGAAAAUUUAUCUGCGAAUGUUUUACCACUGAAUUCUUUAUAGUUUUUUAAUAAAGCUCGAAUUUAAAAAAAUUCCCGAAAAUCAGCAAUAACUUAAUUAAAAUAAAAAAAUAAAAAAAUAAAUUUUACACCAGAAUGGUUCAAAUCUUCUCUAGCAGCUGAAUCAUUAACAAAUAUAUUGUUUUUUUUAAUACGAUGCUGGUGCACCAAUCCCCUUAAGGAAACUUACUAUGUGGAUGAAGCUUUUUGCAACUGUACUAACUGAAACCGGAAAAUUUUUGUGGUCUAGGUUGUAUUAAAUUGCCUUUGGAUGCAGUGGUCAUUGUCAUUUUUCACGAGCACAUUUCAUUUCUACUGACUGGUUGGUGUAAUUCUACACCAAUAUCUCAAUGACCAGUGUGGAGAUUGUACCAACACACUGCAAGUUGAUACUUUUUAUUUUGUUAGGUUUAGUGGAAAUCAUGAACACAGUGUGCAAUUAUUUCUUCUCUAUUUAAAACUGAACCACAUUUUUGAAAUGCUUCUAUAAAAUAUGUUUUUGGAUGUUUAUCCUUUGUGAAACAAUGCACAACAUACUAAAGAAUAAAAUUGCAUCUGGAUCUUUAAAGGAAUUUUCAGAACUACAGAUAAAGAAUUAAUCACUCACAUAUUUAUUUGUCUUUCAAGGACUUAAGGUGAACUUUAAAAGUACAAAUGUAAUGUUAGUCAGCUGUUUAACCAGUCCCCUAAUCCAUAAAUGGUUUUUUUUGUUUGUCAAUUCUUUAUUCAUCAAGAUGUAACCUCACUACUGAAAAAAUGACUGUUGAAAAUGUUCUUCAGUGUUGAUAGACCAGGGUGUAUUAGCUUUGAUUAAAUAAGAUAUACUUUCACAGCUAGUAACUCAUUGCCUGCAGCCUGGAAUUUGAUUAAGGUUGCGUCAAAUUUUUAUUAGUAGGACAAUAUAGCAAAUUCAGAAAAUUCAGGCUUUUUAACAUGGCGAAAGCUGGCGACACCAGACUGCAACGAUCCUAGCGGCUGAGCCUAAAGAACGCCUGCAAAAUUCAAAUUACCUUGUAUUACAAUGGAUGAUCUCGGUACAGAUUUUCUCUCGUCGUUUGAAAUCUUUGUAUGAAAAUUUUUUAUAUUUCACAAAAUUAUAUUGACUUAAAAAUCAUGAAAAAUUACCUAACUUUAAACAUGAUGUGGAUCAUACAUAUUUUAACAAUGAAACAUAAUUAACUUUAAAAAUUAAGUUAUGCAUAUUGUUUCUUUUGUAAAUAAUUCCGUGAAACAUAGUGGAAUUAAUACAAAUUUUAAUUUCUUAAUAUCGGUGCUCAUCUGAAGAAAAAUUUUUUUGUGAAAACUUAAACAAUGGCAUUUUGGAGUACCGGAAAACACUAUUAAGUGUUUUUGAUGUCGCUAACUUAAACUAACCAAAAAAUUUACAGGAUUUUAAAUGUAUUAGCUAACCUAAACAUAUCACGUGUUCAAACAUAGAACUAUUAUUAAUAUACACCUAUCCCUCACUUAGCACGACUAAUUCGUUCCUAAAUAUGCACGACUAAUUCGUUCUUAAUAUGCUCGUGUUAUUCGAAAUCACUUAUUCAGAAGCAUUAGUUACCAUAAAUUGCAAGGCUAAUUUAUUUAUGUGUUCCAAAAUGUGUAGGAAAAUAUACUUUACGUAAUAUAAAUUCAUUGAAUAACACUUAACUAUAAAUAUGUCACACCAUUUAUCUUUAUGUGCCUCCCAUCGCACUUUGUAUGGCAAAUACGACACCACAUAACGGGAGAUACGUGGUUAUGUACUUUAUCGUCAUUCGGCUGGCUGACUUGCCCGCCUGGGCGUGACUUCAACUUACGUCGUAUAUUUUUCCGAAACAUCCUUUACUGACAGUGAAACCGAUAUUACUGUCCGGAUAAUUACAUUUUAAUUUUUCAAAAAUGAAAGUGCUUAUUCGCGUUUCAUCACCUGGUUCACAUCAAUCCUGUCAAGCCAAUGAUAAUUAUUUUCAUUACAACAUUCAUUUAACAACCUUUUCCAUGUGAAUCAUCUGUUCAUUUCUGUUCCGAUAUAUAAUGUCAAAUAUAUUCCCGCUAGUACAAUCAACGGCAUCAGACUUAUUUAAACUUUUGGUAAGAGUCCUUAUUUGUAUGAUUGUGUGCACAGUUGACUUGCUUAAAUCUAAAGUGCGACCAACAUAAGUGUGGCCUUCAUGACAAUCUGCGCGCUGUAAUACUUCUUGUUUUGUCUCAAAUACUUGAACAUGAUGCAUUAUGAGUGAUCAAGCACGUACCGUUGCCGGCAGCUGAAUGGGCAUACAUUGCUUUUGUUUCAGUGAAAUCCCUGCCACUGGCUAGACUGAGUUCAUGGCCCGGUUUGUGACCAGGCAACAACUGUACGGCACGGCAGCAUACGAUUGGACAUAAAAACAUUUGUUCCUUUACACUCAAUAGCCGCAAUGUAACUUGCCAUACCUGAUGUUUGUACAACAUCCGAUAGCGUAGACAGACCUGCGUGCGCAUCUUUCCCCCCCCCUUGUUUGGCUAACUGUAUCCCACGGCACAUCUGUUAAUUACAGAAGUUGAAACAGACUUUGUGGCAUCGUGCUCGACUUUUUUUUUUUUGGCCUGCAGAGAUUUCGUGCUAACUGAAAUUUACAGACGUGCUAUUCAAGACAUGGGCAGUAAAUUUCACAUUGCGGUAAAUGAAUCCGCGCAAUCUGAAACCGUGCUAAGUGAGGGAUAGGUGUACUUGAAAUAUUGCAUUACUGUUUAGCAGUCAUAAAAUAGAAUGAGAGUGACUUAAAAUAUAAUUGUCAGAAUUUUAUUAAUUAAUUUUAGAAAAGCACCUAGAAAAUUACCAUGUUAUAUUUACAAUAUUGCUUUUAAAACAGUAUUAUAUAUAUAAAAAAUAUUUAAAAGCAUUGAACAUUGCAGAUAUGUGACUUCUUUAAUUCGUACUCAGUAAUCUCAUUUAGAUUUUAUUCCAUAAAGGUUGUCGACAGAAAUUUUUUUCACAUUUAGAUGCGGACAGUAAUGGCCCUCUUAUUUUAAACAUCAGUUGUACAAAAUUUUACCAAGAAGUCUCAAAAUUACACUUUAAAAAGUGGGAAAGUAUAAUUGGGGUAUUUUUAGAAAUCUUAUGUAGAUAGUAACAUUCCUGUUGUUUUGAAGGUCAAGUGUGCAAAAUAUCAUCAAACUCGGAAUAAAACUUUAUACAUAUUUGUAUAAAAAAAAUGCAAACAUUAAAUCUAUACUAAUAUUAUAAAGCUGAAGAGUUUGUUUGUUUGAACGUGCUAAUCUCAGGAACCACUUGUCCGAUUUGAAAAAUUCUUUCAGUGUUGGAUAGUACAUUUAUCGAGGAAGGCUAUAGGCUAUAUUAUAUUAUCAAUAACAUUAGGGAUCCUUACUAAAAGUCCAAUUUAGAAUCAAAUGCGUUGGAGGGGGUUAGAUACAACAUGCAGUACAUGUACGAAGUGUGUGUUGACAAUGCCGCAGGUGCUAAAAGUUUAUUUCCUAUUGCCUAUUAACAUUGUUGCCACGCACUAGAUGCCUUAUAUCACUCUUAAUUUUCCCAUACAAGUAAAAAACACCCGUGUGAUAUUAACAACGAAGCAAUCAGUACCCUCAUAAGAGUUCAAUAAUUAGUAUUUAAAUACUUUUUAUCACUUUAAAUCGCAAACCUAAACUAUUGUUUUUUUUCUCUCUCUGUGUUUAAUUUGUUUUUUAUUGCCCUUUUUUUCAAGUAUAUAUAUUUUACAGACUUAAAACUUCACAGUAAUGUUCCUUAUGUUACGCAGGAUGACAUUUUCCGAAAAUUAGAUCCCAUGGGUGGUUAAAACCAGGCAACAGUGGGUACUAUGUCUGCAUGAGAACAUGAUUUUGCAUUGUUCAUGUCUUCUGCGUCUCCAUGGCAACGGGCAUCGCGCGGCAGUGGCGUACCCACAAGGAGGGGCAUCUUUAAUGAGCGGCGCAAGGGUGAUCUGCCUGUAGACUGCCGUAGCGAAGUACGGGUACAUCAGUUGUACAUUGCGUGCACGAGUUGGGAAACCAUCGGUGCUAUUCAUUUUCUCUCCGGUACAUUAUACAGCAUUGUAAUAAAUUUUCACUUAAUUUUUUUUAUUUGCCAUUACUGUAAAUGGGAGAAGUGGCUUAAUUUUUUUCCAUUAGUAUAGCCGUGCGAAGCCGGGUCGGGCAGCUAGUCUUUUUUACAUUUAUGUACAUACACAUAUUCACUUAUAUACAAACUAUCAUUUCUAAUAUUUAUAUGAAUUAUUUUAGUUGUCGGUAAAAUAUUAAUGUUAUAUGCCUACAUAGUGUAAAAUAACGAAAUCAACUGUCUGAGCUGUGUAUUAAAAGUCAUUAUAAUAACACUUUCUUACACAAAUAACAAGUAAUAAUUAGAUUUUCUGUAACUACAAUGUUAAAAUGUACUCAAGAGUCAUAUAUGAAAAUUUAAAAAAAAAAGAAGAGUAGGAGAUUUGAUCUCACACUCUUCUAAAUAUCAGUCGCACAUAUUACCGCAGAGCUUAAUACACCAACCGAAAGGAUUGUUAAAAAAUUUGGUUAUCAAUGGUGUAAUCCCAAAAUUAUAAUGUAUUUUUAAAGGUACUACAAUUUAUUUAUGUGACUAUUAAAGUCUAAAAAAUGUAUUCCAGAAUAUUUUUGCUAUCACAGAAAUUUAUUUGGCUCACCAAUACGCUUGAUAUGUCUUCCAGUAAUUAUGUAAAAUAUUAUAGUAGGUUUAUGGCACGACACGUAAAUAUCGGCACCAAUGCGCCUAAAGAAGUUUACCUUCAAAAAUGGCUUCAAGCAGUUAGCAACAUCGUAAUUGUUGAAACCAAAUAUUACACAAUCUUUUCCAGUCAUAAAUUUUUUCCAUGACUUUCCUAUAUCGUCCUACUACAUUAUUUGGUUGCAUCCUGUUUUAUCAGAAACAGCACUUCCGAAUGUAACUUAACAAAUACUUACAGAUACAACACAAGACAAUAACAGAUACAACCAACAUAACUAAAGAUAAUAUAAAUUGAUAUAUAACAACACAAAUAUUCUACCUCAAUAUAUAAAAAAAUAUUAUUUUUUAAGUUUUCCGUCAUAUUCCAUUACCUAAUUUUGGUAAAUAAUGCCAGAAUGCCUUGACAUUGUGGAUGUGUGUUGUGAUUUGCAAAUUAAUGACUACAUUGUUAAAAUGUUCUAAUGAAGUUAUUCUAUUUCAAAUUUUAUGAUAACUGUUGCUUAGAUAUUUUUUAUAUUUUUUCUCCAUAUUUAGUUACUAAAAGCUUAUGUUAAUUAAUUUCUAUAGCUUUUAAAUGCUCAUUCACUUUAUCAUUGUUAGUAUUUAUAAAAUUAAUUUUACAACUGGAACAACUCCCCUCGCUGUCUCACUCUUACUCUCCCUCCCCCCUUCAACUUUCUUCCUUCUCAGGUAGGAUCUGUUAAUUUGUUCCUGAAUUUGUUACCUUAUAUUUUAAAAAAAUUUAUAUCAAGUAUAAGUGUGUUGCAGCCAUAAAAUACGAAACUGUGAUAUUUUUAAAGUUAUUUAGAUAUCACUUAUUAAGUUACCUAUACAUUAUAGUAAAAAUGUGUGUGAAAUGACUAGUGCAAUGAUUUGAAACAGCAUUGAAAUAGUGUUAACUUAAUUCUGAAAUUAGCAAAAAAAAAAAAAAAAAAAAAUUGCUUAUGAAUAUGCCAAAUAUUUUAAAAGUUUUAUGUAUGUAUUUUAUGGACUUACAUGAUGAUGUGUUUUUCACUCGAAGUAAAUUAUUUAUUGGAUUCAUUGAGUUUAUAUUGUAUUUCUGACUGGUUGGUUUUUAUUUUAUUAGAUAGAUACUUCUUGGUGUUUAUUCCAUUUACUACAGUGCUCCCUGUGUAUUUUUUUUUUGUUAUAGUGGUUUUCAUUGUAUAUUCUGUUGUUUUUUGAUGGUUUGUAUUGGUCCUUAUAGAGUUUUAAUUAGUUUUAAUUAAUCUUACAGGUUUCUCUUGUUCUCUUAAUUUCCAUCAAUUCUUUUUUGUUUAUUGUAAGUAGUGUGUUGCAAUUUGUUUAUCUUGUUACAUGUUGUACUGUGUAUCAUCAAUGGCUGUAAUUUUUUUUUUUAGUGUUUUUUAAUUUCCUAAAGUAUUGUUCUUUAUUUUUGUUGAGUUAUGAUAGUUUAAGUUAGAUAUUUGUACUGCUAUCUUGUUUGUGUUGCAAAUUGUUGACUUUGUUAAAUAUUAUUCAAUUAUAUUUUUAGUUUCUUUUUAGUUGUUUACAUGGAGUUACAGUGGUUUUUUUUUAGAGAUUUUAAUUUGUUAUUAUUGUUUUUGCUUUAUUUUGUGUGCUGUUUACAUUGGUAGUGCUGUUUUGUUGGGACUCUCGUACCUUGAUGCAGGGACAUAGCCAGCGGAUCAUAUGUGGGGUCCAGAUUCCUCCUUCCAAGAGUUAAAAGAGAAAAAAAAAUUGAAGACCGAAUAAGAAAAUUAUACAAACAUAGCUAUAUAAGGUUAUAGAGACAUUAUUCUGAAAGGAUUAUUGUAAUCCUUAGUGGGUUACGAUGGAUUAUUUCCUCCCCAGUAUAGUCCGACAUACCUCAUACACAGAAGUGGCAGAAAUUGUUAUCCCAAGUAGUUUAUAUAUAAUGCCAGUUUGUGUACAUGUUAUAUGUUAUCAAACAAUAUACGUAAGAAAAAGUAUUAAAAACAAUUAAAUAAAAUCCAAAACUAAAAUGUUAAGUUUUCUUUUCUCAAGCAAAAUCAUUUCUUCAAUUUCUGUGUAUAAACGUUGGGAGUUCUAAAAGUCUUCUAUUCUCUGAGAUUUUAGUGUGACAAUCAAUUUUCUUUUUAAAUGAAUUCAAUUAUAAAGAAAGUUUACUCAUAUAACAUUAUAUAAGGGUGUUUGCCAAAAUAAGGUACCUAAAGCAUGUCCCUAGGCCUUAAAAAUAUUAUACAUUUGUAUUAAUAGUAAUUUUUACAAUAAGAUAUAUGCUUGAAUGUAAUAGAAGCCUAUUAUUUAUAUUAUUUCUUAAAUAAAUGUUUUUGUAUUUAAGAUGCGAGACCAAGAAAGUGCUAAAUGUCCCCUCCGUGGACUGUCCCCAAGUACAGUUUGAUAACAUUUUAAUCAUCCACAACAAUAUGAUUUUAUGUUAUUUAAUAUUAAUUCUUUAAAUUGUAAUGUCCAAAGAUUAAAAAAGAAAUCAUAAAAUUGCUGGACUGCAAAGGUUUGAAUUUUCAAGUAAGAUUAAUAUUUAUUAAUUGUCCCCAGGAAAUGGGUCCUUAGUGUAGACAUACAAAAUAGUUUCAAUAUAAACCUCCAGGGUGCAGCACUGGCCACUGAACCCUACAAAAAAGGAGGGAAAAGAAUCUAUCUUGUUUUCUAUCAAGUCAUAAGUGGAUGAUUGGUGAUUUAUUGGUACUUACAUUAGUUGAUCCAUGUUAUAUAACGGUUGGUCAAGAUCGCUUAGUCCACUCCGUGGACAACUUUUUGAAGGUGAGAAAUGAUAUCUGUCCCUUCUAAUAGAUGAAUAGAUAAAAAGUACUACAUAUAAAUUUCUUUUACAAAUGCAGUGAUAUUCUAACCUUAAAAAUUAAAGGACUAGAAAACAAAAGUACAGUUUCUGUCCCCUCCGUGGAAUUCACAGGCUACGGAGGGGACAUCAUUGUACAUGUAGUGAAAUAUUUCCAGAGUUGAAUUAAUGAGAACUGUAUGGAAGUGUUAGUGCUAUUUCGAGUACCAGAACUGCUGACAUUGCAGCAUAGGCCUAUUAACAGACCAUAACAUAUUUAUGGACUUAAACAUUGAUGAAAUUUAUACAUUAAUUAUGAAAAUUACCAUACAGCUGCACUAAGUACUGUGUUUGUUACAUUCAUUAGAUCCAGUAUACUUGUGUAGAAAGAUAUUUGACAAUUUAAAUAUUGUCACAGGUACAUGAUUUUGUAAUACCUUAAAUGCUUAAAUGUUAAUAAUAAUUUACCUUGCAAUCUGCUGAAUUGAUUAUUUUCUCUUUUGACAAAUGUUCAUGCAGCACGGUUGUGGUCUGUCUAUCCUCAUUUAAAAAAAAACAUUAAUUUUACUCUUUCAAAUGUUUUAUCAUUACAACAGAGCCCAAUAAACGCUCUGAUGGAUUUAGUAUUUAUCUUGCAGAAUAAUGGCUCCCAUAAAAAAGAAAACUUCAAAUUUCGCUAAUAAGAUCAAAAAACGAAGGGAACAGAAAAAGAUCAGCAUGAGAAAGGCUAGAGAAAGGUUAACUAACAACCCAAGAAAGUAUGAAGAAGAAAAAGCUAAAGAAAGGGAAAGAUACCACAUGAGGAAAAAAUUAAUUUUGAAUAUGAGUGAAAGGGAUGAACGAUCAGUCAGGAAAGAAUGGAGAGACCUGAAACGACAUCAACGAAAAGAGAGAAAAAAGCGAAAGAAACUGAAGAAGAAUUAAAAAUUAAUUCUCCUGAAAUGCCACCAGAAAUUUCAGAUUCUGUAGUACCCUCAACUUGCAGAGUUUAAUGUGGAAAAAAGCGUUCAAGGAAAAACAGGAAGAAAAUGUAAGAAGAAAAACGGAAGUUGGAAAAGGACAAUGAGAGACUACGAAGAAAACUUGAGAUACAAAAACAGAAUAAAGAGAAUAAGAGAUUCAUUACAACCUAAUGCAGAUACUCUAACCCCUAGGAAGAGAGUGGAAAAGUUAUUUAGAAAUAACAACACUAAUUCAGAAGAAGUUAAAAAGAAAGUUUUUUUUGCUGAAGUUAUCCAUGACCAAAUAAAAGACAGUUUUAAAACUGAGAAAUCUAAAAAAAAAAAAAAAAAUGAGAACUAUGUUACGAGUUUUAACUGGAAAAAUUAUCAAGAAGUACAGACUCUGUGUACAUAACCACGGACUAAAAAAAGUACCAAAAUCAAUGGUAAGGUUAAAUUUGUCCACUCGGUGGACAGUAGAGUCCACUCCGUGGACAGCCCCAAAAUUCUAUUUACGUUUUAUUAAUUCAAUUUAAUGUAUCGAUCUUGACCACUUAUUGUACUGAAUUUGGCGAAACCAGGGGAAUAUUUAAGAAUCUUUACAGGUGUAUAUAAUAUACAGUGAAACCCCUUAUUUACACUUUUCAGGGGAACAGAGACAAAAAGUGUAAAUACCAGGAGUGUGUAAAUUGAGGGAAACAUAUUUUUAAAAUGUAACAUACCUGGUUUAAUGCACUCCUUUUACUUCAGUAGUCAGAGACAUCAAAAAAAGACACAGUGAACGAAAUAUCUUUAAAAAAAAUCCUUCAUUAGGCCUAUGUAAACAAAAAUAAAUUUACAACAUAUAACUUAAAAAAUUGUGUGAAUACAACACUGAAGCAAUGUGUGCCAUGAUAAAAUGUUACCAUAAAAAAGUUUUGUAGGCUUAUGUGCAAAAACUUUCAUGCCUAACUUAGGUCUAUUUCUUUGUAAAAUAAUCAGAAAUCUUGGUUUGCUUGCAUCUUUGAGUGUUCAUGCACAUGAUCUGCUUCUCUAAAGUAUAAAAAUUAUCAAAAACACCAUCACAGUUUUCACCAGCAGAUACUCCAAUGUAGUCUCACAGAGUUUGAAGAGCAGCAAGAGCAUCUUUACUCGUGGGUGUUGUCACUUCUUCAUCAUCAUCAUCAUCUUCGUCAGUAUCCUGUUGAGAAGUACUGACAUGGCUUUCUACAAUAUCUUCUAUACAUUGCACUUCCGAAGUGAUCACCUGACUGUCCACAUCCACGUAAUCUUGAAAUAUUUUCUCCUGCAACACCCUCUCAUGUCCUUCAACAUCUUCAAUGUCACUGUAAUCUUCUUCACUGAGAGUGUAAGGCUUUUCUGGGAACACAAAUCCAGCUUUUGCAAAGCAGUUUUGAAUUGUUGAUACUUUCACUUCUUUCCAGGCUCUUGCACUAAAAUGCAAUGCAGUCAGCAGAUUUAUCUUCAUCAAAGAAGGGUCUUUUCCAACAUCAAGCAUUGUUACUGCCCUUGAAACUAGGUAUCUGCGGUACAAAAACUUGAAUGCCUGAAUGAUACCCAAGUCAAGGGGCUGUAGCUCACUCGUGCAGUUUGCUGGGAAGAAGACAAUAUCAGUGUUGCGAAGCUGGAUGGUUGCUUUGUGAGCAGAGCACUGAUCUAUGAAAAGAAGAACUUUCCUAUUUUACAAAGCCAUUUUUGAAUCAAAUGCAUGCAACUGGCUCUGAAACAAAGCAUUGGUCAUCCAGGCUUUGGUGUUUGCUUCGUACUUUGUUGGGAGUGACUUGAUGUUUUUAAAACAUCGAGGUUUCCUCACUUUGCCAAUGACAUAAAGGGGGAAUUUUUCACUUCCAUCUGCAUUGGUAAGCAAUAACACAGUAAUCCGUUGCUUGCUGAGCUUACCUCCGUGACACGUUUCCCCUUUAAAACUAAAGGUUUUGUCUGGUAGAACAUUGAAAAACAACCCUGUUUCGUCGGCAUUGAAAACAUUUUUCGGGUCGAACCCAGCAAUUUUUUCCUGUAGCUUUUCCUUCCAAUGUUCCACAGUCUCCACAUCCACACUUUUGCUUUCGCCACAAACCACCUUGUAAACAAUAUUGUGACGCUGCUUAAACCGAUCAAUCCAUCCAUUGGAAGCUGAGAAAUCUUGAAUUCCCAGCCUAGAGGCAAUAACACGUGCUUUUUCUCUCAGUAUUGUACCAUUUAUUGGUAAAUUUGCGGCACGUGCACCAGAAAACCACUCAAGAAGAAUAUCUUCCAGCUGUUUGAAUUUCGAGUCCUUCACAUAUUUACGUUUUUUAGCACUUGGCCCACAUUGCGCGGCAUUUGCAGUGAUGGUUUCUCGGCUUUUGAUGAUGGUAUUAAGAGUACUCACAGGGAUUGAAAGUUCUUUCGCUAGGUCCACACGUGAUCCAACAUAUUCGUCGAAUUUGGCAAUUAUUUUAAUUUUAUCGGCAACGGUAAUAGUUUUUCGUUGUUUCACUUUCUCCAUUUUCUCACAGAUAUUAAUAACGACAAAGAGUUAAAGAUGUGUCAAAUACAUUUACCGCUAAAGCCAAUGAUACUACCAGCGCUCGUAGCGGAAAUCUGUGGAAAUAGAAGUACUGUGAAUAGUGCAAGGUUACUUGCACUGUUCACGACGCGAACGCAUUCACAUACGCAGCUUUUGAUGUAUCUUUCUUCUAUGGCGGCCAUGUUUCGGUGUUUGUAAACACUGAACGAGACGUUAAUAACGGGAAUGAAGCAACUUUUCUGACGUAACAAGCGUGAAAACGACAUAUACCGCCUUAUGGAAAAUAAAUUGGGCCAAAAACAAAGGAGGUAAAUAACGGGAAAACGUAAAUACCGUUAACGUAAAUACGGGGUUUCACUGUAAUAAUUUUUUUUUUCAAACCAUACAUAGUUUAGGUACCUUAUUUUGGCAAUCACCCAUAAUGGUUAUAAUGUACCCCCCUCCUUUACAGAAUCCUUGCAUCCUGCUUGAUAGUUAACUGAUUGUUUUUAGGGUCAUUUUGUUUUUAUUGGUUUGCUUUAAAUAAUACAAACAUAAGUGUACAGCAAUUAAAGGAAAAUAAUAUAAUUCAAAGGAACCGACAAAAUACCACAGAAUCCUAUGGAAACCACAAAGAUAUACCUAAAAUAACAUAUUGCAAUACAACAAAAAGAACAGAUUCAAUGGAAAUAAUUCUUAUAAGAAAAAAAUAAGACACUGAAAUGUAGAGCACAACAGAAUUUACCAAGGUCGAAAACUACAAAAAUCUACAUAGACACUGCAAUAGAAACAACUAGAUUAGUCACUACUAUAAAACAAAAAAAGUUACUACAAUUUAGACCCACAAUGCAAUAUAAUGCAUUAAAAUUUGGUGCAUUUGAACCCUGUUUUAAAUAUAUCCAACUUACUUCACUGUCUUUAUUUAGUUAUCAAUCUUUAUUUUAACCUUUGAUAAAGUUUUCAAUUACAUAUAUAAAAAUAGAAUUCACAUGUCCCUUUUGAAAUAUGUUCCACAGUUAAAUGUAACAAAAUAUGUUUGUCAUUUUAUAGCAAAAACAAACUGUAGCCACUUAUUAGUGCUUGAUGUAUCAAACUUUUAUCCAAUCAAAAUCACAAAAAAUGUAAUUAAGUCUUUUGUACAUUUAAGUAUCAAGCCAGAUUCACAAUAGCCUAAGAACAGAACUGGAAUGCAAUGUAACAAGACACUCAGAAACUUCAAACUAGGCUAACUACACCGCUGCGCAGUUGAUAGUGGGGUGACGAAAGAAGCCUGGGAACACACAAAAAAUAUUCAACUUCUUUCCAUCCAGCUUCCAUCUUCUUCCCGUUCAGCCAAUUAGGUCUUUUUUAGUUCCCAGGUGUUGAAAAUUAAUUAAUUUUAAAAAAUUUAAAAAAAAAAGUAAUUUCAUUUUGCAUUUGUUGCUUGUGUAGAUGCAUUUAUCUGACAAAAUAAUUCCACUUUGUCAUUUCAUCACGUUGUUUAACCAACAUACAGUUAAUGAUUUGUUUCACAAAAUUUUGUUUUGAUUAUAACUGUACCGUAUCGUAAAAAUAGUGUGUUGUGAAUUCUAGCCUUUCUAGUCUUGCUCUCUGGGUGUUUGCAUCUCGUUUACAUUUCGUUCCCAGAUAUUGUGAAUCCGGCUCUACUUUCAUAUUAUUGCGGAACCACUGAAUUCUGUUACUUUUGAUUUGAUUCCAAUGUAGAUUUUUGACAGUGUAUGUGUGGUUGAUGGUAUAUUGUGUAUAUAUAGAUGUGCAUUCUUAUUUAUUGAUGCUGAAGAAAUGGCUUAGUGCUAAAAGGGAUGGACAAUUUUAAAAAUGAGUAACAUCUGUAUUAAAUCAUGUGAAUUUGAUGUGGGAUGCUCUGCAAUACUAACAUUAAUAGAGAUAUUUAUUGACCUACAGUAGAAUCUCAUUACUAAGUACUUACAGGGACCUCAAGUUUUUGUACUUACUUACUUAGUACUGCCGUCCGCCGCGGUCUCGUGUUCGAGGUCGGGCGCAGGUCCUAGCGGGGUGGCUGGCUUUCUUAGAGAUUUCUGUUCCGGGAGGGCGCCAGGCUAGCUCGGUGUCUAACCGUGUGAUGGUCGUGGGUUCGUUGCCCCAGCAUGGCCCGCUAGAACCGUCGGCGGUGAUGGAAUUUGUUUCCUGAAUAGGUUGGGUUAUUUAGGUUAGUUUACAUACACUGUUCUGUUUGUUCUACGGGUCGCACGUCGCGCACGGGAGGUGCGGGGUGGACGUUUUAUUGUUCACGAUUUACACUGGUUCAUUACAUUGGGCGCGAGGUCUACUCGGCGGUACAUGACUGCCAGUGAGGCGUCGGAACACGUAGAAGUUUUGAUUACACUAUUAUUACAAUUACACUUGACAAAACGGCACUCUGUGGUUCUUUUACGUACACGAUUACACUGCACACGUUAUCUGAGAGGGACACCUGCGUGCCUCUACGUGUGUUUACUUAUUAAGUCCUCACGCCAGUCGCAGUUGAGGGAGAGCGUUCGAUUAGCAUCGGCUAAUCUCUUAAUCGGUAACUUGCGACGCGCGGGCCCACCUGUGUGGACCGCGGCUCGCUACUAAAUUAAAAACACGUUUAAGCUUGGAUGUAGCCUGUUCCUGUGCACUGGGCGAUUAACUAAAGUUCUGGGGUGGCGGGAGACGGCCCGUACCGUAUACUGCACGGCCCCACGUAAUGCUUUGUGUGGGGCGUGUUAAAUUGACGCGGCUGGGUUAGGCCCUACACCGGAAAAGGACCGGGCGCACACGGGGAGUAUUUAAAAAAAGGUUUUGGUUGUGACUAUAAUUACCAGAUGGACGUUCGGUGAAACAAAGAGAUGCUGGCUCCCCGUGGGACGUGCGUCCGUCCCGGUCCGCGAGUCGCGCUGUACUGGCGUCUGGCCCUGGCGCGAGGGGAGGGGUGAGCUCCCUGUCACGCCAGAGUUUCUAAAGUUCCGUUAUUCGUAAAAAUCUAUAUUAACUAAAUUUAAGUGGCUCUAAAUUCACAUAAUAAAACUUAAUGAUUAACUUAAUAUCUAUAUAUGUUUUAGAAUUGACAUUUAAUAAGUUUGUCUAAAAUAAGUUUGAAUAUUAGAGUCAAGCUGGAGACUGUCUGUUUCUUGAUAACUACUUCAGUGGCGAAUGAUAAUGCUAAUUUGGGGCGGUUUGCGUUAUGUCACACAUUUCACUACUGAAUUUAGGCUGAAGGCCGCAAGGGUUGCACUCACAGCUGUUUUAGUAGGAAGCUACACGUGAGUGAUCCGGGCACUCCUACGUCGCACUCUAUUAAUUAGGGGCUUUUGUUUGUUUUUGAUUACUUUAUUAUUGUGUGGGGAAUUUUGUAGGCACGGGAGUGCGUUGCAUGCGUAAUUAAAAUGGUUCGCUAUUCUCUAUCUUGGGCUGCGGUCCGCUCACUUGACUCAGGAGGGCCAUGGCUAGGGGUGCUUUCCGUUAGCGGAGCCGAGUACUGGCGGGUGCAGGUCGGGCUUUGGGGUGGCCUUCGGCCGUACGAUGUCAGUACUGAAAGUACUUAGUACUGAAAAUUACAUACAUAUCAUCAUUACAAAGAGAAAAAUCAUAAAAUAAAUUAUUAUAAGGUACAAAAUUAUUAUUUGGUGAACAUCUGACAUCAGUUUAAAUAUUGGUAAUUUACAUUACUUAAGUUUGUUUAUUUUUAAAAAAAUUGGUUUCAGUUUGUUUUUGAGUUAGAAUAAUGCUCUGUUGAACAAAGUGUUCUAUGCCGUAGAAAGAUCUCUUGUGGAACCUUUUCGUGUUUAAAGAUGAAUUUUUUCAGUUUUUCUAACCUAAGAAUAGCUUCCGUAGCUGUCACAGGUGGCUCCUCACAGUCAGAAUAAUCAUCUGAUUCAGCUUUUGAUGACUGUGAUUGAAUGACUUCACUAAUGAUGUCACUGUCAGUCAUUAUUCACAGAGAUAUAGUCUGUGAAUGAAAUAGCAUCAAACUGCAUGGAGGCUAACACUUAUUGCCAGGGUCAAUGUCAUUGCUUUUGCAUGUUUUUGCUGUUGUGUGGCUUGCAUCCUGGUCUGAUUAAGUUGCAGUGAUCUCAUCAGGAUUACAGUUUACAAUACUAAACUUUCUCAGCAGUUGGCAAUAGUUUCUUGUUGAACAUUCCACCAUCCACCUAUGAUCAUCUCAAUUGCUUGAGGAACAUUGAUGUUGGUGGGCAAUUUCAACCUAAUGUUGAUGAGCAACCUCUCAACAAUGUGUUUUCGAAAAUUUACCUUGGCAUUCUGAAUAAUGCCUUGAUCAAGGGGCUGCAACUGAGAUGUGCAGUUUGGUGGCAGAAACAUCAGUUUGAUGUUUUCCAUACGAAUAUGAACACUGUGUUCUGCGCAGUUUUAUAUUAACAAAACAAUAAAUUAUUCUCUCAUAUCCUUUCUGGUUUUCACCACCCAAUUCGAGAAGAGAUCUCUCGUCAUCCAUGCACGGGUCUUACUGGCAUAAUCCACAGGAAGACAAGAAACUCCUUUGAAGCAUCUGGUAGUCUUGUGUUUACCAAUGAUUAAUGACCUCAAUUUUUUUGUUCCUGUGGCAUUGCAACAAAACAACACAGACAACCUUUCCUUUGCAUUUUUUCCUCCAGUGCAUUUUUCACCUUUAUAUGCCAUUGUCCUGUUAGGCAAAAGCCUGUAAAAAAGACAGUUUCAUAAGCAUUGAAUAUAUUGUCUAAUAAGAACGACUUAAAAAUACUCUCCAGCUUUUCUUCCUUCCACUGGUUUGCUGCCUCUGUGUCUGCAUCUUUAUCCUCCCCACACACAACCUUCCAUGAUAUACUAUGUAAUUCCCGGAAGCAUUGCAACCACCCUGAACUGACUUGUCUUUAAUUCCAUUGCAAACUGUUUUACUUUAGCUUGUAACAUUGGGUCUUUUACUGGAACAUUUUUUGAUCUCUGGAACGAAGCCUUUUGCGAUCACAACCAAACAAAGAUUCUUUAUACAUUUUUUCAAUUUUUGCCCGGUCUUUAACAAUCGUACUUACGGUCGUCGCCACAUUUCCAUGUGUCUUCGCAACUGCUAGUUGUUUUUUUCUUUGUCCAGUUCUCUGAGCAUUUCCACUUUUUUCUUAAGCAUGAAUUGCUUUCGUUUCUUUUUAUCUCAAGAAUCACUCAUUUUUGUAGCACAAAAACAAAUACAAUGAGGUGUCUAAAAAGUAAUGUGAAAAUAAAUUCAAAACAAUAACAUUCACUGCAUGGACUUCAAAUAAUACAUUAGUGUGAUACUUUCCUCUGAAUUAAUACACUUUUCUCUCAAAGUUUGGUGUUUCGAGGUAUCAAAUGGUGCUGUGUUGUUCAUGUCGUAUAUUAAGCACAUUAUUCUAUGGUAGUGUGCACAAACGUUUGUUUCUUUUGAGAUUUUAGAGGUUAGACAUUACAUUGCGGUGGUAUGAUUGAUUUAAUUAAUUUUUUGUUUGUUGUAUAACAUUAAUAAUUUAUUUGAAAAUUUAUUUAUCAUUUUAUGUAAAUUUUGGAGUAGCUAUGCCACACUAGUUGUGAAAUUUAUACAUUAUAGUGAAAAUUAUGAUACUUUAAACUGAAACAAUUUUGCAUUGAAAAUAUAUGAUUUUUGGCUGGGUAUUUUAAAAAAAUACAUUAAAGUGAAAUAUGCGUUACAGUGAGGUAUUUUGUAUCGGUAUUCUACUGUACAAAGCACUUGAUAGCAAAAAAAGAACUGCAGUUAAUGCAGUCACCUGGCCUAUCUGCAUGCAUUGGCUGCAUGAAUGCUCGUAGAUGCUUGCUUGGUAAACAAUCUAGAUUUUAUUACUACACGUCACAUCUUCUUGUAAACAGUAAAACUGUAUUUUCUAGCACCAGGUGUUUGAAUCAUCACAUAUCAGUUUUUUUUUGUUUUUGUUUUCCUCCUAAUUAUUUAAUCACUGGCUACCUGCAUAUUUGGCUAUCAUUUUGCUCAGAAUAUGUCGAUUUUUUAAUAGACACUUUGUUUAUUGUAUGAAAGACUUGUAAACAUUACCUUCAUGCAAUCUAGUAGGUAAAUUUUUUUAUUUCCAUGCUGAGAAGUGAAAAUGGUUUCAAAUAAUUUCUUAUGAAACAAAAUACAAAAUAUUAUUAAAAACUUAAUCAUUUAUGUAAGUAGUGGUUUUACGGUAAAGUGAUGCACAAAAUUGUUUGUAUAUUAUGAACAAUUAUUGCCUGUCAUAGUUAUGUUAGUUUGAUGUUAAGCUUAAAGUACUAGUAUAUGUGAUAGUAAACCAAAUACAAAUUUGAAAUGAUACAUUAUAAUUAAAUAAUUGUAAAGGCUGUUUCACAGUUGUUUCCUAUUUAUAAUGCUGUUAUUGUUUUUUAAUGUUUAAGUACGCAAAUGAAAUUUUUAUUCUCAUUGUAAGA